Messenger RNA from Emys orbicularis (European pond turtle), 1713 nucleotides. RefSeq names its product DAB adaptor protein 1 (gene DAB1). The transcript has 14 exons. NCBI's taxonomy places the organism in Eukaryota, Metazoa, Chordata, Testudines, Emydidae. Gene Ontology annotation, biological process: ventral spinal cord development; lateral motor column neuron migration. Bases 1 to 1713 code for a protein of 570 amino acids. The record is from RefSeq and is a predicted model, not a curated record. Gene Ontology annotation, cellular component: cytoplasm.
AUGUCAACUGAGACAGAACUUCCAGUGGCUGUUAAAACCAGCGCAAAGAAAGACUCCAAAAAGAAAGGUCAGGAUCGCAGUGAAGCCACUUUAAUAAAGAGGUUUAAAGGUGAUGGUGUCCGAUACAAAGCAAAACUGAUUGGGAUAGAUGAGGUUUCUGCAGCGCGAGGAGACAAGUUAUGCCAAGAUUCCAUGAUGAAACUCAAGGGAAUUGUUGCUGCGACUCGUUCGAAAGGAGAACAUAAACAGAAAAUAUUUUUAACUGUCUCCUUUGGAGGAAUCAAAAUCUUUGAUGAAAAGACAGGACUACUACAGCACCAUCAUGCAGUUCAUGAAAUUUCGUACAUUGCAAAGGAUAUCACAGACCACCGAGCCUUUGGAUAUGUGUGUGGAAAGGAAGGAAAUCAUAGAUUUGUGGCAAUAAAAACAGCCCAGGCAGCUGAGCCUGUAAUUCUGGACUUGCGAGACCUGUUUCAGCUCAUUUAUGAAUUGAAACAAAGGGAAGAAAUGGAAAAAAAGGCACAAAAGGACAAGCAGUGUGAACAAGCAGUAUACCAGACAAUUUUGGAAGAAGAUGUAGAAGAUCCUGUGUACCAGUACAUUGUGUUUGAGGCUGGACAUGAGCCAAUCCGUGAGCCUGAAACAGAAGAAAACAUAUAUCAGGUUCCGACGAGCCAAAAGAAGGAAGGUGUUUAUGAUGUGCCAAAAAGUCAACCUGUAAGUCUGCAGAAUGGAAACUUAUUGCUGGACAUUGAUGAAAAUCUUGUUACAGUCACUCAGGCUGUUACCCAACUAGAGCUUUUUGGGGACAUGUCCACUCCUCCUGAUGUAACCUCUCCCCCAACUCCUGCAACUCCAGGUGAUGCCUUUAUCCCAUCUUCAUGCCAGUCACUUCCUGCUAUUACAGACACAUUUGGUUCUGUACCUUUUAGCACUGCUGCUGUACCCUCAGGUUAUGUUGCAAUGGGAGCUGUCCUGCCCUCCUUCUGGGGACAGCAACCACUCGUUCAACAACAAUUGGCCAUGAGUACUCAGCCUCCAGUUGCUCAGGUGAUGCAGGGAGGACAGCCAAUAGCAUGGGGCCAACCUGGUAUUUUUUCUCCUACCCAGCAACCAUGGCCAUCUGUAGCUGGUCAGUUCCAACCAACUGCCUUCAUGCCAACACAAACUGUUAUGCCUUUACAAGCAGCCAUGUUUCAAGGUACCAUUGCUCCCAUAGCUACUGUUCCACCCACAAGCGAUUCCACCAGAUCAAGUCCACAGACAGACAGGCCCAGACAGAAAAUGGGAAAAGAAAUGUUCAAAGAUUUCCAGAUGGCUCAGCCUCCGCCAGUGCCAUCACGAAAACCAGACCAGCCUUCCCUCAGUUGUACCUCAGAGGCCUUCUCCAGCUAUUUUAACAAAGUCGGGAUGGCACAGGAUGCAGAUGAUUGUGAUGACUUUGACAUCUCUCAAUUAAAUUUGACUCCUGUGACUUCUACAACGCCAUCUACAAAUUCACCUCCAACCCCUGCUCCCAGACAGAGUUCUCCAUCAAAAUCAUCAGUCUCUCAUACCAGUGACCCUACUGCAGAUGACCUCUUCGAAGAGGGGUUUGAAAGCCCAAGCAAAAGUGAAGAGCAGGAGGCUCCUGAUGGAUCUCAGGCCUCUUCCAACAGUGAUCCAUUUGGUGAGCCUACUGGUGAUACUAUAAGUCCACAGGUCGGUAGCUAG